UUGAUUUACCUCUCAUGGAACUUAAAAAUUAACUUUAUUUUCGUUUAAAUAAAAGCUCUCACCAUUAGGAACUCCAAUAUAGAUUUAAAUUACUUCAUUCUGAAGAAAUUGCAAUGAUACGUCGCCUCCUAUAACUUUCUAAACAUUUUAGUUGAUGGUUGAAUUUAUAAAAACUGACGAUGCACAUCCUGUGCACGAUAUGCAGCGACCUGGUGAACCCGGCCGAGAGCCUGUACGUCACCAAGUGCGGCCAUCUCUUCCACUACCAGUGUCUCGCGCAAUGGAUCGAAAGAUCGAAAUCCUGCCCACAAUGCCGCAACAAGGUGACAGACCGGUGCAUGUUCCGCAUGUACCCGACGGUGUCCAACGAGAACUCCGGGGAAGAUGCAGCAACUCUGCAGUCAAGGCUAGACGAUGCCAUGCUGCAACUGCGGACACAGAAGACAGAGCAGAGGGAACUGAAGGACAAGCUUGCUGCCGCCACAAAAGAGGCUAACAAAAAAGAGGAGCUACUAAAAGCGGCAGAGAAGAGACUUGUAAGCCGAGACUCGGCCGUCUCAGCGCUGCGGGAACAGCUAGAGUAUGUUAAAAUACAAAACAAGGAGACACAACGGCUAAAGGAAGAGAAUGAGGCACUAAAGAAGAAUAUACAGACUCUGAAUGGGCUGCAGAAGGUGCUGAAUGCGACCGCAGGCGAAGUGGAGGAGACGCUUCGAGGCUAUUCGGAUUUGCGGACGCUUGCCACCUUCGCCGCCGCACUCAAACGUGCACUGUGUGACUCGGAGUCCAAGAAACGCUCGUGCCGGGAGUUACAGCACAGCGCUGAACAACGUUUGGCCGCCAUGCGCGUCAGAUAUGAGGACCUGCAGGCUAAGUUUGGACAAGUGCAAGAGAACCUAACCGACAUGGAGCGCAAAUACGAAGCGUUAAAACACAAGCGGAAAGCGAGCGGCGACGCGGAGCCGCGCGACGCCAAGCAGGCGCGCCCCUCGCCCGCCUCCCCCGCCACCCCCGCCACCGCCGCCACCGCCGCCAUCGCCAGGCUGAGCAGCAGCUUCGACGAUGAUGUCGUCGACGUCGUUACUGAGAAGGAAGAUAGCUUUAACACGGCUGUGAGACGCAUCAUACAGUCGGACUCCCCCUAUUUGAACCUGAAGCAGAGCGGUCUCGCGCUGGGCACUUUACAUCAACGGAAGCCUGUGCCGGCCAAUCUAAAGCUGUCAGAUUUCUCGAUCCUCCGCUGCGCGCCAACCAGCAUCUUCCACAAGCCACCACCCCUCGAGCCCUCCCGCGACGAGUUCAACACGGCCUUCACCUCCCUCCCCCCCGCCGCCCUCUACGACGGGCUGGGCGGCCACGGCCUCCCCGACGUCUUUCCCACCCCCCGCCCCAAGGUGCCUAAGGUCACCAGCAAGCAUAAGCUGAAGAGGUUCAACUCGACUGGUAACAGGGACAUAUCGCAGAUGUUCGCCGGACUACGGGAUAAGGACUAAGGCUGAAUUGAUAAUUGGAUAAGCCAAUUGAUAAUCUAAUCAUCUUACUUUUUAGAUAAAUUGAGCGUAGUCGACCUGCCGUUCGGGUAUCUGGGAUACAAAAUGUAGAUGGCCUGAUGUUCGCCGGGCUACGGGACUACGCGCUACACUAACUAGAGUGUGUGUAGAUAUAUCAUAUUGGACACCCGGCUCGCUUAGCCAUUUCUGCCGCUGACUGUAUUAAAAGCAACAUUGCUAUAUUUGAUAUACCUAAAGACGUAGCAGUAAAGUUUACGAAAAAACAGAGUUAGACCAACAUAAAUCUGCAACGAUUUUGAUAGCACACGCAGUGCAAGUGUAAUGUCAUAGAACUUUGACGUUUAAAAUAACACUUGCUCUGCGUGUGUUAUCAAAAUCGUUGCAGACUUGUCUUGGUCUGACUACAACAGUAUUGAUUAUGGUACAUUAAGUACCAAAUCAACCAGCUAAAUCAAGACUAGAAUUAAACAUAAGAUGAUAAGAUUGAUAAGACUCACAUCACAAACAUAAAAUUUCCAAAUCACUACUUACUGGAUAUUACCUACUUUAUAAGGUCCUUACAAGUUGAUAUUGAAGUUGGCCAUAUUGUAGCAUAAUAAGUUAUUUGAUUGUCGACGAUAUUUCGUUGUAUCUGGUUGUAUUAUACCUAGUUAAGGCUACCUCAGUUUUGAUGUUAAUCUUGCAUAUUAUCCAAGAU
Molecule: messenger RNA, 2208 nt
Organism: Cydia splendana
Lineage: Eukaryota; Metazoa; Arthropoda; Insecta; Lepidoptera; Tortricidae
Product: E3 ubiquitin-protein ligase TRAIP-like
Exons: 9
Coding region: 180-1493 (437 amino acids)
Biological process (GO): replication fork processing; protein ubiquitination
Cellular component (GO): site of DNA damage; nucleus
Molecular function (GO): ubiquitin protein ligase activity
Source: RefSeq, a predicted model, not a curated record